Molecule: messenger RNA, 756 nt
Organism: Lactuca sativa (garden lettuce)
Lineage: Eukaryota; Viridiplantae; Streptophyta; Magnoliopsida; Asterales; Asteraceae
Source: RefSeq, a predicted model, not a curated record
AUGGGAAUAGAGUGUACAUCUUUUCAUAAUGUUGCACAAAAAUCAUAUGAUGAUUUGUUAAAUGAGACUCAAGAUAUACGAAAUACAAUUGAGAAAUUUACAGAUGAAGAUCGUAAGAAGAAUAGAUUGAGAUUGAAGACUAUUAUUUAUGCAGUCCGUUGGUGUGCCUUUCCAGCAAUUGCAUUUAGAGAUCAUAAUGAAAGACCAGAUUCCAUUAACAAAGGAAAUUUCCUUGAAAUGUUAGAGGCAAUUUGUUCUUUUAACAAUGAGUUGAAAGAAUUGUUUUGUACUGCGCCUAAACAUGCAUCAUAUACAUCACCAACAAUUCAAAAAGAGAUUUUAAACCUUAUCUCUAAUAGGGUGAGACGGACGAUUUGUGAUGAGAUUGAUGAUGGCGUUAUUGUGGAACGUUUCUUUAGACUUGUUCAUGUUCCAGAUACUACAUCACAAACUCUGAAGAAUAGAAUAUAUUUCCUAUUGAUACAUAACAAUCUUGAUUUUAAGUCGAUUUGUGGUCAAGGGUAUGAUGGUGCAAGCAAUAUGCGAGGUCAUUUCAAAGGGUUGCAAGCAUUAACUUCGAAGGAUUGUCCGUCUGCGUAUUAUGUUCAUUACUUUGCUCAUCGAUUGCAAUUAGCAUUAAUGGCCACUUCACAAGGAGUUAUUGCGUUGCAAAAGUUUUUUUUUACUAAGUUAUCUUUUGUUAUCAAUGUCGUUGAUGCUUCUUCCAAGUGUUCUGACCAACUAAGAGAUGCAUAA